Eurytemora carolleeae is the source of this 1228-nucleotide messenger RNA. Its product is annotated as peptidyl-prolyl cis-trans isomerase G-like. NCBI's taxonomy places the organism in Eukaryota, Metazoa, Arthropoda, Copepoda, Calanoida, Temoridae. Gene Ontology annotation, molecular function: peptidyl-prolyl cis-trans isomerase activity. The transcript is spliced from 10 exons. Gene Ontology annotation, cellular component: intracellular membrane-bounded organelle. The record is from RefSeq and is a predicted model, not a curated record. Gene Ontology annotation, biological process: protein peptidyl-prolyl isomerization. Bases 32 to 1228 code for a protein of 398 amino acids.
GGAUCUAUUUUUUUUAUAUUUUCAGACGAAAAUGGGAGUUAAAAAACGGCCACGAUGUUUCUUUGACGUGACGAUUUCUGGAACUCGUGUUGGUCGAGUUAUAUUCGAGCUUUUCAGCGAUAUUACUCCGAUCACGUGCGAAAACUUUCGAGGCCUCUGCACAGGGGAGAAGGGACUAGGGAAAAAGACAGGGAAGCCACUGCACUAUGUUGGUUGCACCUUUCAUCGUGUUGUCAAGGAUUUCAUGGUUCAGUCCGGAGAUUUCUCAGAUGGUAAUGGUAAGGGUGGAGAGUCUAUCUAUGGGGGAACCUUCGAGGAUGAGAACUUUGAUAUGAAGCACGACAAGCCGUUCCUCCUGUCCAUGGCGAACAAGGGACCGAAUACCAAUGGUUCUCAGUUCUUUAUUCUUACCCAACCUGCUCCUCACCUAGAUGGGAUACAUACAGUCUUCGGGCAUGUAAUCUCAGGAAAGGAGAUUAUCUCUGAGAUCGAGGUGCUGCAGGUUGAUAAGAAAAACCGACCAAUGACUGAGGCCAGAAUAUUCAACUCCGGUGAACUUGUUCCGAAAUCCAAGGCUAAAAAGGAGGAAGAGUCUUCUUCUGAUAGUUCAAGUUCUAGCGAAGAUGAAGAAGAUGAUAAGGAGAAGAAGCGAGCAAAGAAAGAGAAGAAAAAGUCUAAGAAGGAAAAAAAGAAAGCUAAAAUGGCAGAAAAAAACGGUGUGGACGAGGAAGGGGAAGCGCAUCCUCUUGUGACUCUAACGAAGAUUGAUCCUGACGAGAUUCCAGAUGUUCCCAAGAAUCGGUUUCUGAACAGACAAAGAUCUCCUUCUAAAUCUGGGAGCAAAUCUAGAUCGAGGUCAAAAUCACGCCGACGACGAUCUCGAUCAGGUUCACGACGUCGUAGAUCAAGGAGCAGGUCGAGGAGGGGAAGGAGUGGUUCAAGGAGAAGGAGUGGUCCGAGGAAGGUUGGCGGGAAGAAGGUGAAGGGUCGUGGAUCCAUGAUGUUCCGAGCAAACAGUAGAAGCCGGAGUAGAAGCAUCACUCCUAUUCAUUGGAAACAGGCGGAACGGCGGACCGUGAGUAUGGCGGAAUACGAGAAAACUAGAAGAGAGAAGGAGAAACGAGAGAAGGAGAGGGAGAGAAGGGAGGAGGAGAGGAAAAGAGAUGAAGCACACCCAUACGUUCUUUAUAUCUUAUUUGUAUAUGGAAAUGUAGAGAUUUUAUUUUAA